This is a messenger RNA of Doryrhamphus excisus (bluestripe pipefish), 4094 nucleotides long. RefSeq names its product angiopoietin-like 1b (gene angptl1b). The record is from RefSeq and is a predicted model, not a curated record. Gene Ontology annotation, biological process: blood coagulation. Lineage: Eukaryota; Metazoa; Chordata; Actinopteri; Syngnathiformes; Syngnathidae.
CCCUCUGUUGGUGUUCUCCUACCGGGGCCGGGUUGGCUUGUGCUGCAGCUCCGUGCCGGCCCUUUAUUCUCAAUGAGAGCAAGGACAGCAUGGAGGGAAUGAAACCUCAACACAGCUGAAACACAGACCUGGACCUGUCAAGCUGUGUCUCGUGGACGACUGACUGACCCGAACUGAGAGAGAAGUGGUGAUAAAUAGAGAGAGAAGCCAUGGGACCCGGAAUGUGGAGCUUGUUUACUCUCUUUGGUUUGUCCCUCUGGAGCAACAGUGAAGCCUUCACCAAGAACCCCAUCCUCUCUCGGACUCGAAGAGCUCCGGAGGCAAAUGGAGAAAAUAAAAGGUGCUCCUACACCUUCCUGGUUCCUGAGCAGAAGAUCACGGGCCCCAUCUGCGCGGCUCGAGGUCCCGUCCCUGACAAAGACAGAGUGACGCGCCUUGACGUGGCUGCGGUGCGGGAUCUUCUGUCCAGGCAAAGACGGGAGAUGGAGACGCUGAAGUUGGUAGUGGAUGUGGACGGCAACCUGGUGAAUGAGAUGAAGCUGCUGAGGAAAGAGAGCAGGAACAUGAAUUCCAGGGUGACCCAGCUCUACAUGCAACUGCUGCACGAAAUCAUCAGGAAGAGGGACAACUCACUGGAGCUGGCUCAGUUGGAGACACGCAUCCUUAAUGCCACCGCUGAGUCACUGCGCCUGUCCUCCCGCUACAAGGACCUGGAGGCCAAAUACGCUGCCCUAUCAGCAAUAGUCAACAACCAGUCAGUGGUCAUUGGAGCUCUGGAAGAAACUUGUAUGAAGAUGCACGAUCGCAGACAAGAGCCGCCGCCGCUGGGCCCUCCCAUGGUGCAGGUGGUGCCCGAAAAUAUUCCCGUCAAUGUGCCACGUUUCACCAAUGAGAUCCGGGGAGAUAACAGUGGGGGGUUUGUCCGUGAAAGGGGCUCUCGGUCUGGACCGUCACCCACAAGUGGCACGAUGGAAGUCCAGAAACCUCCUCAGACAAACUUUAGUGCUGAAGGUCCAUUCAGAGACUGUCUGGAGGCUCAAGAGGCCGGCCACAUCGCCAGCGGGAUGUACCUGAUCAAACCGGACGAGACCGAGAGGUCCCUGCAGGUUUGGUGUGAGCAGGACAUGGACAACGGAGGCUGGACUGUCAUCCAGAUGAGGAAAGACGGCUCGGUUAACUUCUUCAGGAACUGGGAAAAUUACAAGAGCGGUUUUGGGAACAUCGACGGGGAGUAUUGGCUCGGUCUGGAAGGCAUCUACAAGCUGGGGCGUCAGGGUGACUACAAGCUACAGGUGGAGUUGGAGGACUGGAUGGGGAAGAAGGUCUACGCUCAGUACAGCAGUUUCCACCUGGAGCCCGAGAGUGAGGGCUACCGACUGAGAUUGGGCACGUAUCGGGGCAACGCUGGCGACUCCCUCAGCAGCCACAAUGGCAAACAGUUCACUACUCUGGAUCGGGACAAGGACGCCUUCUCAGGUAACUGUGCCCAUUUCCACAAAGGAGGCUGGUGGUACAACGCUUGCGGCCAAGCCAAUCUUAACGGCGUGUGGUACAGCGGAGGCGUCUACAGAAGCAAAUUCCAGGAUGGGAUCUUCUGGGCUGACUAUGGCGGAGGUUUUUAUUCCAUGAAGUCGGUCCGUCUGAUGAUUCGGCCCAUUGACGCUUGAGACACUGGACUGUGCUGGUCCACGCAGUGUGGACUUGAACCUCAUUUUUAAAGAAGCGUGAUGUCAAAUAUUGUCAUUGAUAGGAAGAAGGUGAAAUCCCUCCUAUUAAUAGACUGGACUGCUCUGUUCAUACGUAUGUAUGUACAUGCAUAUUAUGAUUACAUAAAUACAUAAAUAGGGAGGUUUGGGGUCAUAUUUAUAAGACCUACCGUUCCUUUCACCAGUAAUAUAUACGCUCUGAUCAAAAAUUUUAAGACCGGUUAAAAAAUUGCAAGAAUUUACACUUUGCACUGUUGGAAUUUAAAAAGGUUCUAACAUGGGAGUGAAACGAAAAAAAAUAGAGUAAGCAAACAAGCAUUGAAGUGAAAUAAUUUGUUCAUCAGCUGAUCAAAAGUUCAAGACCACAGCCUUUCCUUCGGAUUUAUGAGCUGCGUUGGACGCAAGUUAUUUGAAACUUCUUCAAAAAUCCUGACGGUUACGGAACAAAAAAGAUCAAACAAUUCCACCGACUGAUCCAAUUGGCUGGCCGUCUCGAGACACGGGAAUAAAGGUUGCUACCGGUUCUGAGUUCAGUCCAAUAACCAUCACAUGUCAACUGCGAGAGAAGCGCCAUAAUAAUACUUCAAUGGAACAAUAGAGGCGGCACGGAGGACGAGUGGUUAGCGUGCAGACCUCACAGCUAGGAGACCAGGGUUCAAUUCCACCCUCGGCCAUCUCUGUGUGGAGUUUGCAUGUUCUCCCCGUGCAUGCGUGGGUUUUCUCCGGGUACUCCGGUUUCCUCCCACAUUCCAAAAACAUGCUAGGUAUGAAUGUGAGUGCGAAUGGUUGUUUGUCUAUAUGUGCCCUGUGAUUGGCUGGCGACCAGUCCAGGGUGUACCCCGCCUCUCGCCCGAAGACAGCUGGGAUAGGCUCAAGCACCCCCCCCGUGAAUGAAUGAAUGAAUGGAACAAUGGAGCUUCAGAUUGUGCAGGGGCGUCAAAUGGCAGGUGGAUAUCCCUCAUGACUGAAGGCCCUUGUCUUUGUAGUAAUGGAGUUCUAAACAGUGCUGCAGUUGCCUUCAAUGCCUUCUGGAAAAAGCACUUCUUCCAUAGGAAUAAGCUCAUACUUUUGGACUAUCCUGAGCCGUUCGCUUGAUCUAAACCCAAUUGAGAAUAUUUGUUAAUUCCUGAAUCAUUUUUUCAACAUUGUAUUCUUUUUUUUGUUGUUGUUGUUGUUUUUUGUAGCGAUGGUCUCAACGUUUGAUCAGCUGAUGAACACUUAACUUCACUUUAAUGCUUGUUUGCAAUAAAUUACUUACUGAAAAAUGUUCUUGUCUCACUCCCAUUUCUUCUUUACGCUUCUUUUGAAGCUCUACAUACCUCAACUUCGCUUAAAUAUGUUCUACGUUGUUCAGAAAGUGAACGGUAAAUUGGCAAAAAAAUGGACAGUAACACCUCUCAGCUAUACAAAUGGUUUUAGUGAUUUCAAGUGAUUUUUAGCAAAAAAUUGAGCGAUGUGUCAAUAGUUUUCGUGGAGUAAAAGCAUUUUGAGAUGAAAUAGAGAACUUGCAGAACAUGGACUUAAGUCUUAUGAUAUGGAGAUGAAGAUUAGUCGCCUUCAAAACACAGAAUGGUCAAUGUAAAUUACUCUGGAGUUGCUUAUCCUUCAAUUAUUGUUUUAAAUUGUCUUAUUAAUGGCUAUAAAGGGGUCGCUGUGUUAUUACCGUAUUUUGCAGCCUUGUCGCUAUGGUAAAAUAGGGUUUAGUGUUUAGCUGGUACUAUUCCGCCGGCGGAAUAGCAUUCUUUAUCAAAAUGUGUUUAUACAGUACUUUCAAGACAAAUUCUACUUGUAAUGGUGUUUAUUCAAAGUAGUCAUCAGUGAAAGGUGGGCGUUCAUCUGUCUUUGUCUAUUGUUGUCUUAAAUCUUACUGUUUUAGAAAACAAUACAAACUUACAGUAUCACUCGGAUAUUAUGAACAUCCAGCAGCAACACGACAUUUUGGCAUGACUACUAUUUUGAUGAAAAAUAUUACAGAAUGAACUCAACAAAUUUACUGUUUGCUUUGAAAAAUUUUAGAAUAGAAUUACAACAUACGGCACGGUGUGCGAGUGGUUAGCGCGCAGACCUCACAGCUAGGAGACCAGGGUUCAAUUCCACCCUCGGCCAUCUCUGUGUGGAGUUUGUACGUAUGUUCUCCCCGUGCAUGCGUGGGUUUUCUCUGGGUACUCCGGUUUCCUCCCACAUUCCAAAAAAAUGCUAGGUUAAUUGGCGACUCCAAAUUGUCCAUAGGUAUGAAUGUGAGUGUGAAUGGUUGUUUGUCUAUAUGUGCCCUGUGAUUGGCUGGCCACCAGUCCAGGGUGUACCCCGCCUCUCGCCCAAAGACAGCUGGGAUAGGCUCCAGCACCCCCCGCGACCCUCAUGAGGAAAAAGCGGUAGAAAAUAAAUGAA